GAUAGAAAUGAGAAGGCAGCAGAGAGAAAAAACAAGCAAAUGCCGAGUUAAAUAAAAGGACAGAGAAAGUGAGGGAUGAGAAAGAAGUAGACAGGAAGAUCAGAAAGGUGUAAAAGUGAGAGGAAGAGAAUGAAGAAACUGGAGAUGGAGUGAAUAAAAAGGAAAGGCAGAGAGAGAGAAAGAGAGAGAGAGAGAAAGAGAGAUGAAAAGAAAGAUGAAGAUGAUGUGGAAAGGUGAAAGAGGAUAAAGUGAUGGAGAGAAAGGGGAAGGUGUAAAAUGAAAAGAAAGAGGCGCAAAGAUUUUGAGAGACACAAAGCAAGAGAGGAAGAGAAAGAGACAUCUACAGGAUGAGUGCGGAAUGCUCGAGUUACUACACCUCCGAGCGCGAGCUGAUCGGUGCCUUCACCUGCCCCAGAGCCGGAGGAGACGCUCGAGCCGUGUACUGCUGCGGCUUCAACGACGUCAAGUACUGCUGUGACGAUCCCAACAGCUUCUUCCCAUACGAGUAUGGAUACAUGUGGUGGCUCAGUGUUGGAGCUCUGGUAGGUUUGUCCAUAGCUGCUGUGGUUCUCUUGGCCUUCAUCAUCACGCUGUGUGUGCUGUGUUACCUGUUCAUCGCCACCAAACCCCGAGGACUCGAUAAUGGUCUCACACUGCAAGUGCCAGGGUCCGAUUCUGGUCCCCAGGAGGGUUCGAGUCAGCGCAGCGCUCCGUCCGGACCUCAAGGCUUCCGCAAGCAUUUCCUGAGAGGAAAACUGCACUGCGACAACCAGCCCCCCGACCCGGAGCGUCUGUUUCAGCGCUGCUACAUGGCCACCGUCACCACCAUUAACGUCGAGGGACCUUCGUAAAGUCAGUCACUGUCCACGUUUUUUUAGCAGUUCUGAAGAACCCCCCUUAUCAUCCGCUUUAUCGUCACUGUUACACACCACAAGGGGGCGCCUUUCUUGGAUUCACCGUGAACAUGAACUGUGGACAAAAUAUAUACAUAUAAAGUCUAAAAAAAAUUCAGUUUUACGGGGCCCCCUGGUGGACAAAUGAGUGUCUGUUCAUGUGCUUCUGUCUGAAAAGAAAACAACCAGCAUCCAAGAUGUUUUUUAGGUUUUUUUAUAAACUGUAAUCGCUUACUGCAUUAGUCAUGCUGUGUGACCAAAAGUAUUGGCACACCCGACUGUUUUCAGCCAUAUGUGGUUUUCCACAAACUGAAAGCACAAACCUGGAGGCACAAAAUUCUUUUAGACGUCUUUGGAUGCUGUAGCAUGAAAUUUUCCCUUUACUUGAACCAGGAGACCCAAACCUGUUGCAGCAUGAUGAUGACCCUGUGCCCAAAGCUCCAUGAAGAUCUGCUUUACAUGAGUUAGAGUAGAAAUUCUCCUGCUAUAGAGCUCUGAAUUGUUCAUACUGACUGCACCCCAGGCCUCCUGACCUGACCUGACCUGACCUGACCUGACCUUUAUUAGUACCUGACUUCGUGUCUAAAUAAAUCUCCACAAAAAUCCAGUAGAACAUCUUCUCAGUAGACUGGAGGUUACAACAGCGCAUGGAGACGAAAUGUAGAAUGGUGUGUUUCAAAAAGCACAUAGAAAUCUUACGGUCGGGUGUCCAGAAACUUUUGGCCCAUACAGUGUACCUCAGUCGUGCUUGAACAUGAGUUUUUGAUGUGUGAUGGGGUUUGUUGUAUCGUAGGAAGCUGUUUCGUAAACUAUCGUCGAUCGUGAACUCGGCCUGCACCGGGCCUACGUGACGUGACAUCGUAACAUGAAGGUUGCGUUCUCAGGGUUAACGUUAUGCAAGCUGUACGAUAUGCGAGCUCACGUGAAUAUCAGCACCUUUUUUUUUUCCUCUUCACAAAUCCUGUUAAAUCCUGACCAAACAAACGGAGGUAAAGUACUGCGUCGUUUUCAUUCAUACGUCUGUGGUGUUCCGUAUCUGAUGCGUCUUCAUCAGCAGACCGUUUUCUAUGGAAUAAACACCCACCAGCUGCUCCAAAGUAGGAGAAGAGAAUAUCAUUAGGAUCCCUUCUGCAAACAUCUGCUCUUCUUCUACAGAUCAGAAAGGAACCAGAAAGAAAAUGAACAUCUCUCAUAUUACUGUUUAUAAUCAGCUUUUGAAGGACUUCUGACUUUUCUUUACAGGUUCCUACGUUAUCUACACUGAUUUUUGUUUGUUCUCUUGCUGAAGAGAUCAAUGCAGCAGCGCUUUAGUGCUUUCGUCUGUUCAUCUCAGCUGUACCUCGUCCUCAACUCUACACUCAGAAUUAACAGGUUUUCAGUCGUUUUUAUUUAAUAAUCUCAGUAUGUUUUUAUUAAAUACAUCAACAGAGGCACUAAUUAAAACUAGCGAACGUAUGCUAACACCGUGCUUUAGCACCGUCCACGCUAACACCAUGUGUCCUGCAAUUAGCGACCAUAUGCUAACAUCACCGUAAAGCCUGGUUCUUUAUCUGCUAUGCAUCAUGGGUAAUUUCAUUUACAGCUAAUCUGGUAGCAUGAAAACGUUUCACAUGCGUCCUGGAAACCAUUUCGGUUUUAAAGGAUUGUGAAUGAUUUUAUUUAUUUUUUUAAAGAGACUCUUCACCCCAGUGGAAUUGUGGGAAAUCUCACCAGUUGUUUGUUUUUUUUGUGAUAUUUGUGUUUGUGUCUGCAGUGAAUCCCUCUGUGUCGUGUCUCUGAAGCUUCAUGAAGUGCACAUCAAAUUCAGAGUCCUGAUUAAACGUGCUGUAAAAAAAACAACACUGUGAAUGAAAUUGGU
This is a messenger RNA of Silurus meridionalis, 2751 nucleotides long. RefSeq names its product protein shisa-like-2A. Lineage: Eukaryota; Metazoa; Chordata; Actinopteri; Siluriformes; Siluridae. The transcript has 4 exons. The record is from RefSeq and is a predicted model, not a curated record. Bases 348 to 851 code for a protein of 167 amino acids.